Messenger RNA from Drechmeria coniospora, 552 nucleotides. RefSeq lists its product as uncharacterized. The transcript has a single exon. The record is from RefSeq and is a predicted model, not a curated record. Lineage: Eukaryota; Fungi; Ascomycota; Sordariomycetes; Hypocreales; Ophiocordycipitaceae. The coding region runs from base 1 to 552 and encodes 183 amino acids.
AUGAAAUUCACAAACACUCUUGUAUUCGCGGUGACCGCUACUGCUAGCGUUUUUCCACAGUUCCAGACUCUUGGCAACUCCCUGGUGGAACUUGGCCAAGCCUUGGAUGACUUCAAACUCAAUCGCGAGAUUGACAGCAAACCUACCGUUGAAAAUCUCGACAGAGAUUUCCAUAAAGUAGAGGAACAUCUUGACGAAUGUAUCCGGCUACUUGAUGAUUCGAUUAUCACAGGAGGCUACGUCCUCACGAAGGACCGGUCCAUUAUUCUGAAGCACAUUACAUCCGAGACGGAUGCUAACAAACUCCGCGCCCCCAUAAUGGCCCAAAAGUCGCAUAUUAACAACACUCAUGCUUGUGCUCAUACUUAUGGAUUGCUCAAGGCUACCGGCUCCAAAUUCACCAAACUCUACCAAUAUAUCCCCACGUUGUUGAGCCCCAAGGACUUGCCUGCGGGUGAGCGCAAAGCGCAAGAGUUUCUCAAAAUCCUCAACGAUACUAUUUCAGAGUUCUCCGAUGAUAAAUGCGGGCUCAACGGUGAUAUUACGAACUAA